This is a messenger RNA of Nematolebias whitei (Rio pearlfish), 1575 nucleotides long. RefSeq names its product major facilitator superfamily domain-containing protein 4B-like. Lineage: Eukaryota; Metazoa; Chordata; Actinopteri; Cyprinodontiformes; Rivulidae. Bases 4 to 1575 code for a protein of 523 amino acids. Gene Ontology annotation, biological process: transmembrane transport. The record is from RefSeq and is a predicted model, not a curated record. The transcript has 10 exons.
AAGAUGUUUGUAGAUGAGCGGAUUGUAACUUUGUUCAAACGAAACGCCCAUCACACGUUGACUUACUGGAGUGUUUUCUUCAGCUUCGGACUCAGCAUUGCUUUCCUCGGACCUACGAUUUUGGACUUGCAGUGUCAGACAAACUCAACUCUUAGGCAGAUUACCUGGGUUUUCUUUGCCCAGCAGUUCUGUUUGUUAAUCGGCAGCUCUGUUGGGGGUGUUUUUAAGAGAACGUUAUUCCGCGCUCUAGCUGCCCUGUUCAUCUCUGCUCUUAUCAUCUCUGUAAUAUUUGCCAUCAUUCCUGUGUGCAACAAUGUCCUGGUGCUGGCCAUUGCCAUGGCAGUGUCUGGUUUGGCGAUGGGUGUUAUUGACACCAUUGCCAACAUUCAACUGGUGACCAUCUACCAGAAGGACUCAGCUAUUUUCUUACAGGCUCUGCACUUCUUUAUUGGGUUCGGUGCCCUGGUGAGCCCGCUGAUUGCAGAUCCGUUCCUCUCCGAGUCGAGCUGUGGGAAUCACACAGGAAACGAGACAGAGAUCAUACAUCAUUUCAGGAACAUGCUGAGAAACAGUCCGAUCGCAGAGCACAACAUUACUCAGAGCCACCUUCCUCAUGAGGGAGGGGAGAUGGAGGGGUCCAGUGUGCACUACGCUUUCUGGAUCAUGGCACUUAUUAAUCUGCCUGUGCCCCUUGCAGUUCUGUUUCUCAUGUAUCGGGAGCAGUUAAUCCCAUGCUGCACCAGCGGCCCUCCUCGUCUUUUGGACAAAGAUGAACUAGCCAUGGAGAGCCAGCAGGGGGCCGAGGGCCCAGACUUGGAGCAGAAGGAACAAGAAGCAGGAGGUCACGGGAGCAUCUUCAGCUGCUGUCAGAAUGAUAACCUGCGCGGGCUGCCUGUAUCCUUCUUCAUGAUUCAUAUCCUUGGAGGGAUGGUGCUCUUUAUGACUGAUGGCAUCGUGGGUGCCUAUGCUGGUUUUGUGUACACCUACGCUGUGGCACCACCGAUGUCAUUGCCUCAUAAGACAGCCGGUUACCUGGCAAGCAUCUUUUGGGCAGCCAUCACUGCUGGACGUCUCCUGUCCAUACCUCUCUCUUAUCGUUUCCAGCCUGUAAGACUGCUCAUGUUCAACCUGGCAGGAGCUAUUGUUACUGUGUUGUUGCUGCUCAUUUUCUACGCCAGCAAAGAGUUUCUGUUUGUGGGAACCUGUUUAUGUGGACUUUUCCUUAGCAGCAUAUUCCCCUGUAUGCUUGCCUAUACUGAAGACAUCCUUGAUUACCAGGGAUGUGCGACCUCGGUCUUGGUGACAAGUGCAGGGAUGGGAGAGAUGGUGAUGCAGGUUCUAGUUGGCUCAAUUAUUCAGACUGAGGGCAGCUACAGCUUCCUGCUGUGUGGAAUGAUAAUCGCCUGCAUCGGUUUUAUCCUCUUCGUUGCUCUCCUGCUGUUCCAUCGAAUGCACAGAAAUUACCUCUCAGGAACGUUAAAGAAGUCAGCGAUGGUGGAGGAACCAGCAGCAGAGCCCAACGGGUCGGCCAGAACAGAACAAAAAGAGGACAAUGACACGACCACGAGUCAGUAG